GCCGAACAUAGGCCGUCUCCAGUCGCUCCAACGACCGAUUUCGAUCGGUCUCUUCCAGAGCCUUUUCCUCAUCUGGGUCUCCUCCAAAACCCUUGAAGAAGCUCUGCAAAGAUGGCUGGAUUGAAUAGGAAGAUCUCAGCCGCAUCUGCAAGGGCCCACACCAGGAAAUCAAAGCAGGGAAGUUCCUUCCGAUUGCCUUCAGGUAUGCUUAAAAAGAUAUCACUGGUUUUGUUUAUGGGCUUCAUAGCGUGGGCUUAUCAGGCCAUUCAACCCCCACCUCCUAAGAUCUGUGGAUCUUCAAAUGGGCCUCCCAUUACAGCGCCCAGGAUUAAGCUCAGAGAUGGAAGGUAUCUAGCCUAUAAAGAAGAUGGUGUCCCCAGAGAUAAAGCCAAGUAUAAAUUCAUUUUUAUUCAUGGCACUGAUUCUUGCAGACACGAUGCAUUGAAGCUUUCUCCGGAGUUGACGGAAGAAUUAGGAGUCUAUUUGUUGUCAUUUGACAGACCUGGGUAUGGAGAGAGCGAUCCAAAUCCAAAAAGGACAGAGAAAAGCACAGCUUUAGAUAUAGAAGAACUUGCUGAUCAGUUGGAGCUUGGAUCCAAAUUCUAUGUAAUUGGGUAUUCUAUGGGAGGACAGGUUGCUUGGACGUGCCUCAAAUACAUCCCCCACCGGCUAGCAGGAGUGGUAAUGCUUACUCCAGUUGUAAACUACUGGUGGCCUGGUCUUCCUGCCAAUAUAUCUAACGAAGCGUACAAGCGGCAACCUGUUCGGGACCAAUGGGCACUUCGAGUAGCUCACUAUGCCCCUUGGUUGGCAUACUGGUGGAAUAGUCAAAAGUGGUUUCCCACUCACAGCGUUGCAGCUCGUAGCCCCAAUAUUCUUUCCUCCGAAGAUAAGAAACUAUUUUCCAAUUUUGAAGAAAGAAAACAAUUGAAGGCACAGGUAAGGCAGCAAGGCGAUUUCGAGACCAUCCACCGCGACAUGAUCAUUGGUUUCGGGAGUUGGGAAUUCUCACCCACGGAUCUUGACAACCCAUUCCCCAACAACGAAGGAUCAGUGCACCUAUGGCAGGGUGAUCAGGACUUGCUGGUGCCCGUCGCCCCUCAGCGUUACAUCGCUGAAAAGCUUCCUUGGAUUCACUAUCACGAGGUUCCUGGUGCGGGCCAUUUUUUUGGAUAUGCAGCUGGUUUUGGCGAUGUUGUAGUUAAGGCACUUCUACUUGAAGCUUAGUGGAGCCUUCUUACGGACGAUGGACUAAUGUCAGGUCACUCUUUUCUGGCAUGUUCCUUUUUUCUUAUUGCUUGGAUUUUUGCUUUUCUGGGAUUUUGAAAAUUUUCCAUUUUGUUGUGCAAUCUUUUGUGUGAUGAGCUUCUUUAAGUUUUGUAACUUUCAUAGGGGACUUAGAUGAUGAAUAGCAAAGUUGCUUUUAGAUUGAAAUUAUCAGAUUAAGGUUCUUGCAAUCAUGUUAUCUUUGGCAA
Messenger RNA from Magnolia sinica, 1475 nucleotides. RefSeq lists its product as uncharacterized. Lineage: Eukaryota; Viridiplantae; Streptophyta; Magnoliopsida; Magnoliales; Magnoliaceae. The record is from RefSeq and is a predicted model, not a curated record. Bases 112 to 1227 code for a protein of 371 amino acids. The transcript has 5 exons.